AAUCGAGUGAUGUAUGUAUAUAUACAUAUAUAUAUAUAUAUAUAUGUAUAUAUACAUAUAUAUAUAUAUAUAUAUACACGCGGGUGUCCCGCGCAAAGAAGGUGAACAUCUAUACCGACGAACAUGUUUGUGCUUUUACUGAGAAGACGAUAGGUGACAGUGAGGAAUCAGCUGAUCGUUUAGGGGCGCCACGCUCUCUUAUCCUAUCUCGCGCGCGCUUUCUGUUUGUCUCUCUCUCUCUCUCUCUCUUUCCUUUCCUCUUCUAAACUCCUCAUAGGAGACUCCUCUUCCUCUGAUGUACAUAUAUAUACGUAACCGCGCAUAGUAGCUACUACCACGCGGUUCGCCGGCUGUGUUUGAUUUUCCCGCCAAUGAUAUACGCACUCAAAGAUUAUACACGUACGUUUUCUCCGAUCAGUUAUCAGUGUAAGUUACAUCUAUCAUGCUUAGUGUUCUCUAUAAUGGAGAUCAUUCUACUUUCUUCGUACGAAAAAGGUGACAAAGUGGAGAAGAAAAACUCGUCGGAAUCGUGUCAACUGAUGGAAUUACAAACUUCCAACUCAAUGAUCUUCGAUUUAUUGCCGGAAGAUCCAGUGCUAUUUGUGUAUCUUUUUUCUUAUUAUCAUCGUGUGAAAAUGGAUUGUGAUAUAUUAUUCUUAAGGUGAAAUGUUCACGAGAAACAUGAAAAAGAGAUAAGUCAAGUGUCCGCCCUGAGCGGAAUCAGCAUUUGAGGAGAACAGCGGCGUUCAAGAUAGUGUCGAGGGGGAAGCAUUGUUCACGAUACGUGCGUGGCCGCGUGCGUGCGUGCAUGGAAGAGAGAAACGGACGAAGGACCUCGAGGUACGAAGGAGAACGAGGCGGAGCAAGGUGGCUCCGCUAACGGCACGAGCGGCGGUGAAAAAAUGUCGAGCGCCGCGGACAGUCCUGAUGGGAUGGCUUUGCAGUCGCACUAUUCCUUACGAUGGAACAAUCAUCAGACGCAUAUACUCCAAGCCUUCGAGGCGUUGCUACACGCGGAAUUACUCGUUGACGUGACCCUGGUCUGCGCCGAGACUAGUCUCAGGGCGCACAAGGUUGUUCUUAGUGCCUGCAGCCCGUUCUUCGAGAGGAUAUUUGCGGAGCACCCCUGCAAACAUCCGGUGAUCGUGCUAAAGGACUUCCCCGGCCACGAGGUGGCGGCGCUGAUCGACUUUAUGUACCGUGGCGAAGUGAGGGUCGGCCGUGAGGAGCUUCCCGGCCUGAUGAGAGCCGCGGAGAGUCUGCAGGUGCGUGGAUUAGUGUUGUCGGAACCGAGACCUACAUCACCACCGGAAACACCGACCGCGGACCUCCUCCUGGGCGAGCCCUCGACACCCGAAGGGGCCAGACAAGGUACGCCCGAGGAGGAUGACAACGCGUCCGAGAGUACCGCGCCCCCGUCCACCCGGGAACAACCACCCCCCGUCACGACACCCACCAUUUUCCACCCCACGAGGGACCACCGUGAUAUGUUGCCGCACAUGGGCCACUUGAACUUUGGGAUGCGCGAGUUGCGUGAAAGUUGCGGAUCCCCGCUUUUGCCACGGCGAAAGCAAGCACGGCCGCGGAGGAGAUCGGUCGAGCUCGUUCCUCAAGAUCUGAGCAGACCCCAUCCACCGCCGAGCCUUAGCCCGCCUGCAAGCGGACUGGAUCUGACCGGGUCUAACAACAAUCAUCAACAAUCGCAGCAACAGCAACAGCAGCAACAACAACAGUCUCAGGGUCAUCGUCCGCAGCGGGAGGGAAGCCCGCCCAGGACAACACAUCCGUAUCAGCAACAACAGCAACAGCAACAACAACAGCAACAACAAGAAUCUCCACUCACACCGCAACAAAGCUCCGUAACGCCGAUAUUCCCAUUGGAUGGUGUCGUGUCUCUAGGUGGUGGACUGUUCCCUCAUGUAGGUGCUCUAGACAGGGGAUCCCUUUUGGCGGAUCUCCACGAUAGUUUUAAACCGGAAGCGCUGCACGGACUUUUCGGCGCGGCCAGUCUCGGGACUCAUCACCCGGGUAAAAAGCCAAAGAAGCACAGGGGCGACGGUGAUACGCCGCACAGGUGGGGUGACCAUAGCAGCAGGGGCCUCCCCGUCGGGAGGCCGAAAGGACAGCAUAGCGCGCCUAGAGGCGGUCCACCCAGGUCUUGGACGAACGCGGAGUUGACCGAGGCGUUGCAGCACGUUUGGAACAAGAAGAUGACCACGUCGCAGGCAAGCAGAAUAUUCGGCAUCCCGUACAACAGCUUGUUAAUGUACGUGCGGGGGAAAUAUGGGAAGAGUUUGAAACUCGAACAGCUGAGAAGGGACUGCACGGGGGCGACUACGGGCGAGGUGGUUAUGAAUUCGCUUAACAACAACGACAAGGCCGUCCAGCCGCCCGCGCAAAUCAUCCACCCUCUUGCUGGCCUGCCACCUCAUCCAGGCGACGACGCUGGAUUCCCUCAUCACUCGUUGCUCGCGGGCAACCUGCCGCACGGUUUCUUCCCCGAUUUUGCCCCCGCGGAAGCGUUGAACGAUCGUUACUCGUUUGACAAUCAUAUUCGAUAAACGAACUAAUCGCAAACCAAUUUGUUUUUUCUUUUUUUUUUUUCUUUUUUUUUUCCAAUUUCUCGCCGAUCUCUAUUUUUGCGAUACAAUAGCUAUAUAUAUAUAUACAUAUACAUAUAUAUCUAUUUAUUAUAUGUCGACAACCGUUAUAUUCUUAACAACCGGGUUUAUUCCAUUAAUAUCGUGUUUCAAUCAAUCAGAAAGAGAAAGAGAGAAACAGAAAGAGAGAGAGAGAUUGACCAAACAAUGUAGUACCUUCGUAUCUUUCUUGCUGCUGCCCCCCUUGAAGCGCGUUCAGACGAGCUUCUAUUCCCAUUCGGAGAAUUAUUUCGAGAUACUUAUCAUUAACUCAACUAAGCUGGAUAUUAUUCAGUUUCGUAUAUGAGACCGUACGAAACAUUUUGUAUGGUGGUCACUUUCGAAAUUUUCGUUUUUAUUUUUUAUCCCUGAUAAUGAUCCCCGAAGUGACGAAAGAGUAGGUCCGCAAUAAACGGACAAAUUAUGUCAAUUUUAUAUGGAAUUACAUUACAAUCGGGAGGAGAGUGGGGUGGGAUAUAUAUAUAUAUACAUAUAUAUAUAUAUGUAUGUAUGUAUAGGGGUGUUUGCACAAUAAUCACACGCAGUGUCGCGCGAGCUUGCCAAGAUUCUGUUUCUUCCUCUCUCGUUAUGAAAGCACGACUACCAGUUGACCUGAUUACACGACUCGUUUCCGGUAUUGUGCAAUAUCAAGCGCGAGUGUAUAUAUAUAUAUAUAUGUUCAUACAUACACAUAUAUAUUUAUAUUGUUUCCUCGAUCGCUGUUAAUUUUUUUUUUUGGAUUACAAUCGUAUUUUAUGUAAUCUUUUUUUAAAACUCGAUAUAAAUGCGCGAACAAUCGGCCAGUUUUUGAAAUUUCGAGAAAAAAAAAUCGAUUAAUGACAAAGACUGUGAACCUUGUAAUUGUAUUUUUGAUCGGUAAAAUCUUGGUGAGCUCCUCGAAACUUCGUUCGGUGAAUGUGAAAAAAAGGGGGGGGAGACGAAUGGGGUAGGGGGAAGAGCAAAAAAAAAAAAAAACAAAACAAAAGAGAACAGAAACAAACGAGAACACAAGUACGUGAGGGGGAAAAAAAAAGAAAGAAAAAGAAAAAUAAGAGGAACAAAAUUCGUAUUUAAAACACGGAGACAAAUGAUGAAAUUUUAAUCGUAGACCACAAUUUCGCAAAAAAACAAUAUUUCGAUAACCAGACGGAAGCGCAGGGUAACUAACACAUCAGGGAUAGCCACAGACAAAUCUACGAUAGAUAAAGAGAGAAAAAAAGCUAACAUAUUAAACUGUAAAAGUAAUGGUAAUGAUGAAAAAAAAAGUUAACGUAAAGCUAUAAUACAUUUACAAUGAUUAUUUCGUUAAUGAAUCUUAAGAAAAUGAAAAAAAAUGAGAAGAGCGGGUGAUGAAACGAUAGGAAAUAAAAAAAAACGAAAGAUGGUUAAAUUCCGUUAUGUCACAUAAUACCUUGCUACACUUAGCGAAAAAGAAGAAAAGAAAAAAAAAGCGAGAUUAAAAUAUAUUAUUAAAGAAUAACUUAAGUAGAUAUAAUGAUGGGAGAAAGCGUAUGGGUUCAAGAAGGUUAAGUAAAAUAUUAGAGACCACAGGCUUUCAGCCCUCAAAAUAGCCUGUACAAUACAAACUGAUAUUAUUAUUGAUUAUUAAUAUAUAUAUAUAUAUAUAUAUAUAUAUAUAUUAUAUAUAUACAGGGUGUUUUAAAAGAGUUUAUAACUGCUUCGACGGGUUAUACUGCAUGUCAAGCCUCAUUGCAUAUUGUACAGAUACUUAUAUAUAUUACGAUUAUAUAUAUAUAUAUAUACAUAUAUAUAUAUAUAUAUUCGUUUUACUUAUUUUAUUCAUUUGACAUAAUAGACUCAACAAUUGACAAUAGAAAUAAUUUAAAAAAAUUUUUUUUGAAAUUAGCUCUAGCAAUCUUUUUUUAAUUUAUUUUUUUCUCGUUUUUUAAUUAAUAAUAAAUAACGGUGGCAAACUACCAUGACCAAAUGACAAAUAUUGUUAACAUUUCUACAUUUACUACAGAGGUCUACGCGUAGAUGCGUACCGUUACGUUUUUUUUCGUAUCACGCAGCAUACUAAAAAAAAUGGAGACGUUCGAGGCGGUAUGACCAUGUCGAAAAUGGUUUUAACAAUUUUUUUAUCCACUCUGUUGACGAAAAGAAGAGCGAGAGUAAGCUAAUGAAGUGCUAGCGAGAAAUCUAGGGAAUGCGUGCGAAAACGAGGCAAGACAGUUGCACAGAGCAAUAAAGGCAUGUUCGAUCGUCCCAUAAAUAAUAUCAUUUCGAAAGAAUUUUAAUUGGAAGGAAUCAUUAAUUUUAUAUAAAAAAAAAUCAUCGUAAUUGUAAUUUAAUUAAUAGAAGAUAUAAAAAAUGGAUUAAAUAAUGAAUUUCAAAAGAAUUUUUUAUAAUUGUAACAAAUAUACAUUUCUCUAAUCUAAGAGUUUUUAAAUUAUGAAAUCUUAAAAAAAAAAAAAGAAAGAAAAUGAAAAUCGCACAAAUUGAAAAAAUUAGAAUUAAUAUCUAAUUCUUUUGAAAAAGAAAUUAUAAGCAUUAAUAUGAUUUAAAGGAUUAGAUAAUGAAUUUCAAAAUAAUUUUUUUCCAAUUGUAACAAAUAUACGUUUCUGUCAUCUAAGAAUUUUUAAAUUGCGAAAUCUUAAAACAAAAAAAGAAAAUCGAAUUCACACAAAUUGGAAAAAUUAGAAUUUAAUUAUUUGUAUUAAAUUGGAAAAAUUAAUAUUUAAUUAUUUUGAAAAGGAAAUUACAAGCAUUAAUGUGAUUUAGAUGGAUGGAUUAGAUAAUGAAUUUCAAAAGAAUUUUUUUCUAAUUGUAACAAAUAUAUAUUUCUCUGAUCCAAUAAUUUUUAAAUAAGAAAUUAGAAUUAUCUAAUCCUUUUGAAAAAGGAAUUAAAAGCAUGCUCGAAAAAUGAGAAAUACAAACGAUGUUAUUUAUGGUUUGAUCCGAUAUUUCUCUGUGGAUUGCGAGUUGUAAUUGUAUGUAAUAAGAAGAAAAAAGAAAAAAAAAUGCAGAAAAAAAAUGUGUGUUUGUGCAGGAUGUGAUUGUGCGUAUGAGUUACUUGGAAUGACUGUGAAUUAAAAGAGACUGCGUAAUAGACAUAUGUGAUAGGCACCAUGUGCAGACUUCAGUAUUAUUUUGCAGUUAAAUGGGGGAAAGGAAAACACGUAAAACACAUGGAUCUGUACGUUAGUUAGAUACUCUUUAACAAAAAAAAAAAAGAAAAAAAAAAUAUGUUUGUUUCGUUGUUCGUGAAAAACUUUUAAAAAAAUGAAGGGAACGACUUCCGACCUGCCCCUGAUCGCGAAACAUAACUGUCCUUCUUGAUCGAAAUAUCGAUAUGUUUCAAGAUACAUAGUUUGUGAAAAUCAAAUUCUGUCAUUUUCUUUGUGCCGUCCUCGUUAGGAAAAAAAAAAUAAAUAAAUAAAUCAGAUCCGAUUUUAGAUCCUUAUGAAGCAUAUGGCUAUAUCUCUAUAAUUUUAAAAAAUAGUCAAAUAGAUAUUUAAUAAGAACUUGAUAUAUUUCGAUGUAUUUCGAAGAAAAGUUGGACAGGAUAUUUUGAUUAAGAAGAAUAGUAUUCGAAUGCGUUUCGAGCUCCCUCGAGAAGAAGAGAGAAUCUCACGAGCAUUUAACACAUUCGAGACGAUAUUCUAAAGUAACGGAUAAAAAAAGAAUUUUCUACGUAUCCUUUCCUUUGUGCACACUUGAUCUACAAUACGAGUGUCUUCGUCGAUAUACCUCAAUAUUACAUUUCUUUUAUAAUUUUCUUUUUCGAUUCGAGCCAAAGAUUUACCGCUCCUUCCAAUCUCGAAUGUGUUAAUAUUUCGCGGGAAAAAAAAAAAGAAUAAUAAACAAUAAACAAAAUCGAACAAAUGAAAGGCAUGCGAGAAAAUGUGCGUGCGCAAUGAUGAUGAUGACUCUCUGACGACAGUAUGAUUGUGCGUGUGAAAGAGAGAAAAAGAGAGAAAGAGAGAAGUUGCAUGAAGAAAGAUAUAUACAGCAUAUUCAUACGCAACGGACAUACAAUACAAUAUGUAUACUCAAUCACGGGAACACAUGUUCGCAUGUGACACGUACGCACGCACGUACACACACACACGUAUAUUACAUACGUGCGCGAGUGUUUUCAAGAGAAAAUGAUAUCGAGAAAUAUCGUCGCAUUGUCCCGUAAGGUGUAAAUAUAGGAAAAAUGUAAAAUGGGGGGGAGGGGAGAGAGUAGGAAAAAAAAAAAGAAGGCGCAUACUAUCGAUUCGGUUUUUUUAUUAAUCGCGAAACGUAUGGUCAUUAUUGUAUCGUGCGUGUAUUUACGAGAAGUGUUUAAUUAAAUUGUCGAAAAGAAGGUGCGAAAACGAAACACAAGGGGGGUUAAUAAUUAUCGAUUCGUUGUUAAAGAUCUUGGAUAUGUGCACGCGCAUGAUUACGAUGAUGAUGAGAAAGAGGAGAAAAGAGAGAGGGAUGGAAAGAAGGGAGAAAUGCAGAAGAUCGCGAAAGGUUGUAUUCGAAAUAGGGAGCACAAAAUAUCAUCGAACGUUGAUUAUCGUUGUUAUGCAUACAUCGACGCAAUUAUUAAAUUUUUUAUCGUGCAUCGCUCUUAUUAUUAUAAUUAUUAUUAUUAUUAUAUUUAUUAUUAUUAUUAUUAUUAUUAUUAUUAUUAUUAUUAUUAUUAUUAUUAUUAUUAUUAUUAUUAUUAUUAUCAUUAUCAUUAUCAUCAUCAUCAUCAUCAUCAUCAUCAUCAUCAUCAUCAUUAUUAUUAUUAUUAUUAUUAUUAUUAUUGUUAUUAUUAUUAUUAAUAUCAUUAUUAACAUUUUAUUCUUACUACUAUUAUUAUUUUACAUUUAUAAUUAUCUAUCAUUAAUAUUAUUAAUAUUACGCAUUAGAUAAUUCGGAUCGAUCGGGAAAAAUCAAUUUGAAAUCCGCGCCGCUUAACGAACGCACAGAAUGUGACGUGACAUAUCAUUAGUUCUAUUAUUAUUGUUAAUUUUUAGCAAUUUUUCAUUUAUACGGAAAAUUUUUUCUCUGACACAAGAAUUCUAAAGUUCGUCUUUUAAAUAGAGAGACCGUAGAGAAAUGACGUGUCGGAAGGAGAGAAGAAAAUUUCAUUUGCUUUGUGAUUUUAUUUUAUAUUUUUUAUAUAUAUACCACACAAUAUAUUGAAAUAGAUCUUUUUUUUUUAAAUCGAUUCUGAUAAAUCUAAUAAUUUAUUUACUGUUUUAUUAAAAUCUCGUAUAUUUGAUAGAUUGGAUCUUUUUUAUCAGACUUGUUUUUUUCUUCUUAUUAUUAUAUAUAAAUCUUCAUGUAAGUUUUUUUAAAAUGAUUUAAAUUUUACAAAUGACACUUUAAUAUAUAUUUUAACACUUAUAUUGAAUUCAGAAUUUUUAUCUAUCUGAAAUUUUAAGAUUCUUUUUUUUAUUUUAUGAAAUUUAUUUAUUUGCAAAAAAAUUCAAAAUAAUAUUUUAAAAACUCAAUUCUUUUUAUAAAAAUCAUUGAACUUGAUUAUUCUGUUUGCAUAUAACAGAAGAAUGGAUAAUUUGAAUUAUCCAUUUAAAAAAAAUUAGAUUUUGAUCUUGAAUAUUACUUACAAAUAAAAAUCAAUAAAAAAGAUUUUUUCAUAUAUAUUGUAUUAUAAAAAUUGUUAAAAUUAACUUUCAAUUUAUGAUAGAUAUAUAAUAUUAUAAGAUUUAUUAAAUCAUACUAUCUUAAAUCUUUUGAAAUGUAACAAAUUUUCUUCUUGAAAGAAAUCUUCAAGAUAAAAUGUUAAAAGAUGAUGUAAAUAAAACAUUUGACACACUAAUAGUAAUGCGCAAAAUAAUAGUUAGGACACUUUUAAAAUUUUAUACGAAUAAGUAGAUUUUAUAUAAAAUAUUUAUAACUCUUUUAAAUGAAAAAGAUUUUAUUGCUCAACUUAUAACAUAUUUAUAAAAAAAGAUAGAGAAUUGAAUUAUUAUUAAGAAAGAAUAUCAAAAAUAUGAUUUUCCAUAUUAUAUUUUACACGGAUAUCUAAUUUAUUUUUUCAAAUAUAAAUGUAAUAUAACAAACAUUAAUUUCGAUCGAUCAUAGAAAUGUUUUCAAUCAUCAGAAAUGAUAAAAUAGAAUUUUCGAAAUAUCUUCUUAUCUCUCUUCGAAACGUCAUUUCGUCAUACAUAUAUACAUUCGUGACAUUUGUAUCUUGUGGUACUUAAUUUUCAACAUUGCUCAUUAUUCUCUUAAUUCGUUGGUCUUUAAGUAAAGAUUAUCGUCAUUACUAUUUAUAAUCGUUAUAUUUAAAAAAAAUAGCAUUUAUUGUGUCGUAAUUAUCGUGAUUAUCAUUUUCAUUUUCGAAUAUCACGCCAUGAUAUUAAUCGUCGUUGUAAUUAAAUCGGCAUUAUUCGCGAUCGUGAUCGUCGCCAUUGCAACGUGUGAAUAUAUUUAAAAUCUAUUGCCGCUGCGAUUGCCACUAUAUUGUAUACACUGUUACAUUAAUAAUUACACUACCGCUAUGGGUACAGUUAUGAUACCGGGAAAAAAUAGCACAAAUACGACAAACGAAAUAUCUUUAAUUUUUUUGGGACUCCGAUGCUGAAGUCACCAUCUUAAGUUCCUACAGUACGAGAAUGAGAUAUGUAGUACGAUUUUAUCCGAUAAACAAGGGAAGCAAGUGAAACAGUGAAAGAAAUAAACAAGAAGAAGAAUGAAAAGUAUUAUUUAUAUGAUGAAAGAAAGAAUAUAUGUGUGCGAGAGAGAGAAAGAGAGAACUACAAAGAGUGAGAGAAUGAGAAAGGAAGAAAGCACAAAAGAGAGAAAGAGAGAGAGAGAGAGAGAGAGAGAGAGAGAGAGAGAGAGGUAAAUGCCUCCGAAAAAAUAAUUAUUUUUAAUUUACAUGAAACUACACUUGUAUAUAGGAUCAAAGAGCGCGCAAUCGAUUAUUUAUGCGUAAUAUAUACAUACAUACAUAUAUAUAUUAUAUAUAUUUAUCGAUAAUUGUGCAACGCGAAUAUUGUUCUUCGGAUACAACCUUUAAUCGAGUGAUAGAAAGAUGGAAUAAGAUUAAAAAUUUGCGAGGGUGCGAGAAAUUAGUGAGAACAAGAGACUGCGUGAAUAUGGAGAGAAAGAGAAAGAAGUAAAUUUGAAAUGAAAGUAAAAUGGAGAGAUAGAGAGAGAAAAAAAUAGAGAGAGAGAGAGAGAGAGAGAGAAAGGAAAAGAGAGAAUGAGUACAUAAGACACGCGGUUUCUGUGUCGUCGUGCAAUAUUAUUAUGUACGAAGUAUGCGAAAGUUUCCGAAGUUCCGUGCAUCGAGUGCAAAGUGUAUCAGUGUAUCGGGGGUACGCGUUGUUGCUGAGAGAUGGCGCUUCGUUUUGUUUAACUCUGUCGCGGUAUUAUCGACAGUCGGUAUAGGUUGCAUAUUAUUGGUAAAACAGAUAUUUCGCCAUAAAAUCCCUUCAACUUCAUCAGUCUCAAAUAGAACUCUAAAUUUUUCUUCCCCCGAUUUCUUUGAAUAUUUCGCGCGGCUUUUCACUCGACACGGGCAAGAAACAUUCCAUCGGUCGAUUUUGAUCGGGUUCCAAUGGUCGUGACAUAGAAACCGUCAAAUCGAAUUUCACCGAGAAUUCAUUGUAUAAAACAACAGGAAAAAUCCAGAAAACAGAUGAAAUAGUUACUUGCAUCGGUUGUGCUGUCACGUAGUUCCUAAAUCGCCCUAGCCUCGCUCCGAGCGCAUGAGAAAAUAACAGAUUAACGCUAUUUAUUCGUGGUACGGUAAACACUGCGCCUUCGAUACUCUUGAUUGAAGGAAUAAUUUUUAUAUCUUUAUUGCUAUUAUUCUAAAUAUUAUUCCUCCGAUGAUCACGAGUUUUCACAAAUACAUAAUGUAUAUCUAUUUUGAAUAAUCAAUUCUUUAAAUACUGCGCUGAAUUUUAUGGUAAGAGAGUGUAUAUUCGUUAUUAGUUAUCUCGUCAAUUAGCGAUUAAUUUUUUAUAUGUAAAAUAUUUGACAAGAUUAUAAAGAAUAUACGAAGGAAGAGAAUAAUAAAAUAAUUUAUAUAUAUACAUAAAUAUAUAUAUAUAUAUAUAUAUAUAUAUAUAUACAUACAUACAUACAUACAUACAUACAUAUAUAUAUAUAUAUAUAUAUAUACAUACAUACAUAUACAUAUAUCUUGAUUUCACGCGCAGUGUUUAAAAAAGAAUAAUUAUUUCUUUUGGCGUGAAUAAUUUAGAAGGAGAUAUACAGUUUUUUUUACGACAAAUAUGUACAGAUCAAAGUCGAACGGCGAUGUAUACGUAAUAAGUGAUAUAGGUUCCCUGACGCAUUUAGAUAUACGUACAAUGGUGCUGAACUGUAUUUACCGUACAACGAACGAAGCGCUUAUACAAAAUGUAACAGAAAGAAAUAAUAGAACGCAAUCGGUAGCUGGUACGUCACCGGUUUGUACGAUACACGAUAUGAAAAAUGGUACGCGAGAAAAAAAAACAAAAAUAAUAGGAAGCGCACAUUGCAGAAAUAUAAUAUAACGAUAUAUUUAUACGAAUUACAAUUGUACCAUAACGAUUAUAAUACUACUUAUUAUAUUAUACAGAGCCGCCGCCACCCAGUAUAUUUUUUACAGGUUUACAUUGUAUUACAGUUUAUAAAGUUUGAUAUACAAUAACAAUUACCUAAGCGCAGGAGGCCGUGGUGGUAAACACGUAUCCUGCAAGACACCUAUUUAACAUAGGUGGCACUACGGAACGGUAAACAUCGCGGCACUGCGCCAUGCUAUAACUACAAUAUUUCCGAGUGUUUAAGAAUCGAUGUUCUUGUUAAAAAAAAAAGGCAAAUUGGAACUCGUAGCUGCUAUUAACAUAGGAUUUAUAUCGAUCAGAUAGAAUCGGAUAAUUACGAUUAGAAAUCGCUGCGUGUCUUCACGAGGACAUGUGCGACAAGACCUUUUUCAUGCCGAAGAUUAGCCACCUAUAUAUACAUAUAUAUAUAUAUAUAUGUAUAAAUAUAAAUAUAUGUAUACAUACGAUUGCGUCUUGUUUUACGUGGAGAUGCGGAUUUCUAUAAAUAGAUAAGUCCAGAAAGAGAUGUUUGGCUGCGAUCACAGUGGAGUACAAUUUAAUUAGUAUCGAUCAACACUCACGCUAAAGUUAUAUGAUGAUAAAGAUAGAACUAGGAACAAAGAGAAAGAGAAAGAGAGAGUUUAUAUAUUCGCAAUUGUCUUGCGCAGUCAUUAGAUACAGACUUUUUUUCACUAUAUUAAGACGAGGAAAUGGAAAAACGCCAGUAUUCGUCGUUCGGCAAAGUACUGAGAAUAGUUUUCGAAAAUUUAUAUGCUUGAAAGAGAGAAAAAAAGAAAGAAAGAGAGUGAGAGUGCAAGAUAGGAGAAAAAGAAAGAGAAAAUGCGCGUGUGAAAGAAAACGAGAAAAAAAGGGAGAGAAACAUGAGAGAAAGAAAGCGCGAAGUAGUUUCGAUUCUUGAACACUCGUACCGAUAAUGCAUAAAUAAUUGCUACAUGACUUGUGAUACGUUUACCGCUGGUUACUACAGAGACUUCCUAGCUGAUCCUACGACAGGAUCGGCGCCACUAGUUCACUCACGCACACGAUUCAACGUUUAUACGGAUUUAUUACGGAUUUAUUGAUUAAUCGAAUUAUUACGUACAUAAUUAAAUUAGAUGAAAUAUUUACAAGAGAGAUUAAUGACGAACGAACAAAUAAACAACAAAAAAAGAAGUAAUAAUAAUUACGAAACACAUAAAACGUUGCAGACUAAUUACGGUGUGAAUGCGCACACGAGGCUAGGACGAGGCUAGCUACCUAAAUCCCACGUUCACUCUUCGGACUAAAAAAAAAAAACACGAUACACGCGUACAUACAUACACACGACCCAAUCGUAUUCACCCGCCCUGAUUACGAGAAUUACUAUAUUAACCCCAAAUAAAAACUGUACAUACAAUUGCAA
Molecule: messenger RNA, 12530 nt
Organism: Apis cerana (Asiatic honeybee)
Lineage: Eukaryota; Metazoa; Arthropoda; Insecta; Hymenoptera; Apidae
Gene: lov
Product: BTB/POZ domain-containing jim lovell protein
Biological process (GO): regulation of transcription by RNA polymerase II
Cellular component (GO): nucleus
Molecular function (GO): protein binding; DNA binding
Source: RefSeq, a predicted model, not a curated record